GGAGCAUUUCCUCCCAGCUGCUUUGCAAGAACCGCCUCGUUUCUCACAGAGUCCCCGUUGUCCACGCUACACAUGAUCCAGUUGAUUGUGCUCCAUCUUACGUCUUCCACUUUUGCAGGGAAUUUGUCGAUAUUUCUAGCCGGGUAAUCUCUACGGGAAAAUGUCGCGAAAACCUCGUAACACAGGUCUAGAAGAUAAUGGUGGGUUUAUGCGAAAAACUUCCGACGUCCCAAAUGAGCGUUGGUCUAUGAGGGGCUUGAUCAAACGGAUAAAGGCAAAGAAGAAAUCAAACCUUGACGAUAGAUUGGUCAUUGGAAUUGACUUCGGAACUACAUAUUCUGGUGUAGCAUGGGCCACAGUUGAUGACUUAGAGGAUGGCGAGAUCAACAUCAUAACUUCUUGGCCAGGAUCCCGCCGUGAAGAUGGCAAGGCACCUACGGAAUUGUUCUACGAAUACGACAAGGUUAUGUGGGGAUACGAAGUUCCUUCUGACGCUGAUCCAGCUCUUUGGUUUAAACUACUCCUACUGAAGGAGGAAGAUCUGGAUGAAAGCCUGAGACAGUCGGACUACUAUAUUCGCGCAAAGAGAAAACUCACAGAACUUGAAAAACCCCCAACGGAAAUAAUUGCCGAUUACCUUAGGGCCCUGUGGAAGCAUACCCUUGACACCAUUCACAAGUCCCGGAGCAAGUUUGUUAUUGCUGCACUAGCUUUCCACGUUGUUCUUACUGUACCAGCAAUUUGGAAAGACUAUGCCCGCACCAGCAUGCAAGAGGCAGUUGCUAGAGCAGGAAUACUUGAUCACCGUCCUGCAGGUCCUACGACUCUUUCAUUCGUACCCGAGCCAGAGGCAGCCGGGCUUGUAACAUUAUGUGAGCAUGGUGAGAUGCUUAAGACUGACGAUGUAUAUGUUAUAUGUGAUGCUGGAGGUGGUACUGUUGAUCUCAUCAGUUAUAGAAUUGGAGAAUUGAAUCCAAUUCAACUCCACGAGGCUGUUGUCGGCACAGGCGGCCUCUGUGGUGGUAUCUUCAUCGAUGAACAGUUUGAACGGCUAUGUAAGCAGCGGUUGGGACGAAACUGGAACAACCUUAGCCAAAGCGGCAUAAAAGCCAUGAUGAAGGGUGAAUGGGAAUAUGUCUAUAAACCAUCGUACACGGGCAGAGAUGUUGACCGGGAGUUUCCUAUUGGUAUCCCGGAUGAAGCGCUUAGAGGUUCAGGUAUGAACGACACGAAGCGGAAACCUCAUAUUAAAAAUGGCCGUAUCCAUUUUUCAAAUGAAAAUAUUAGGGAAGUUUUUAUGAGCGCAUUUUCGAGUAUUGAAGUCCUUAUUGACGGGCAGGUAAAAAAGGCGGGGGAGAAAAGCCUUUCGGUCCAAGGUAUCGUUCUGGUUGGCGGCCUUGGAGCGAGUCCCUAUCUUUAUAAUCACCUCAAGGCUCGGUACGAGGGUAAAGGCAUUCAGAUUUUACAAGCCGCUGGAAUGAGACCUCGCACUGCAAUAUGUCGCGGAGCUAUAUUGAAAGGAUUCCUUGAUAUCCCCAGUACAGUAGGGGGCGCAUCUUCACACGUCAGUGUUGUGUCGACAAUCGCAAGACGGAAUCUUGGUAUCUCAUCGAACAGCGCUUUCAUAACUGGGGUCCAUGACCCGAGGGAUCGAAUUUGGGAUGGAGAUGAGGCCAUUUGGCGAGCCAAGGGUCAGAUGCAGUGGUAUUUGCGAAAGGGGCAAAGUGUUUCGACUGAAGAACCCAUCCGUCAUGAGUUCUAUAGAACUUUCGCCACGGCAAAAGCAUUUGAGGACAACGGGAGCACCUUCAUUGAUAAGAUUUUGCAGUGCGAGGAUGACAUGCCGCCUUCAAGGAAGACUGAAAAAGUGAGUAUUCUGUGUGAGAUUAGCUGGAACCAUGGUGGUGAGAUAACGUUCGAUUCCUUGGACGACUUUCCUGGCGCGAAAAGCAAUUGCUUGAAGAUUUUGGGAUAUGAGAUUGUGAUGGUGCCAUCUGGAGCAUCAACUGAGUUUGCUAUCUACUACAAAAAGAUGAAGGUGGCAUCCCACAAUGUCCAUGUUAGGUUUAGUCAAUAAACGUGUAGGAGGAAUAGAA
Messenger RNA from Xylaria bambusicola, 2096 nucleotides. Its product is annotated as actin-like ATPase domain-containing protein. The record is from RefSeq and is a predicted model, not a curated record. The transcript is spliced from 8 exons. Bases 161 to 2077 code for a protein of 638 amino acids. Lineage: Eukaryota; Fungi; Ascomycota; Sordariomycetes; Xylariales; Xylariaceae.